AUGGAGGCAUCAGAGAGCAAAUCGGAUAUGCAAGUUCUCGUGCUUGGUAUGCCGAGAACAAGCACUGCGUCAAUGCGAGCCGCGUUGGGAGAACUUGGUCUACCAAACCAAUACUUCUGGGAGUGCAUGUGUCACGCCAAGACAGACCAUAGCGCCAUAUGGACGGAUCUCCUAGACCAGAAAUUCCGCCGUAAAGAGACCCCGAGUCGCGCCGAUUUCGAUCGAGUCCUCGCUGGUUGCUCGAGCGUGGCCGACUGGCCAGCGUCGUUACUGUCCAAAGAGCUUGUCGAAGCAUAUCCUGAAGCCAAAGUCAUUUUGACGGUGCGCGACAGCCCCGACAAAUGGUACAACUCGUUCAACGAUACAAUCUGGUAUUAUCAGAGGCAAAAACACUGGCCAAAAGGGAUCCGAGAGCGCUUCUGGGCAUAUCAAUUUGGCCCCGGCCCUCACGAUAGCAUCUACCGAUAUAUCAUUGGCUAUACCCCGUUCCCAAACUUUCCGACCCAAGGGAAGCAAUGGUAUUUGGAUCACAAUGAGAUGAUGCGGCAGAUCGUUCCCCCGGACAAUCUUCUGGAGUUCAAUGCGAAGCAAGGCUGGGAACCACUGUGCAACUUCCUCGGCAAGCCCGUGCCAAGCACUCCAUACCCGAAAGUGAACGACUCGGGCUCCUUCCAAAGCACCGUCGAUCCAUACUGGGCGAUUGUCAAGAUUCGAAGGUCUCAGAAGCUACUUCGGUGGUUUUCGAUUUGGAUGAUUAUCUUUGCUGUAAUCGUAUCUUUCUUGUCGCAGAGAAGAGCAAUUAGGAAGCUUUUGUUCUGA
Molecule: messenger RNA, 819 nt
Organism: Neohortaea acidophila
Lineage: Eukaryota; Fungi; Ascomycota; Dothideomycetes; Mycosphaerellales; Teratosphaeriaceae
Product: P-loop containing nucleoside triphosphate hydrolase protein
Exons: 3
Coding region: 1-819 (272 amino acids)
Source: RefSeq, a predicted model, not a curated record